Molecule: messenger RNA, 3412 nt
Organism: Pleuronectes platessa (European plaice)
Lineage: Eukaryota; Metazoa; Chordata; Actinopteri; Pleuronectiformes; Pleuronectidae
Product: serine/threonine-protein phosphatase 2A 55 kDa regulatory subunit B beta isoform
Exons: 10
Coding region: 309-1649 (446 amino acids)
Biological process (GO): peptidyl-serine dephosphorylation
Cellular component (GO): protein phosphatase type 2A complex; cytosol
Molecular function (GO): protein binding; protein phosphatase regulator activity
Source: RefSeq, a predicted model, not a curated record
GACCCCCUGUCCUGCUCUCACUCACAACUCCAUCCUCAGAGUGAUCCACCGCCUCACACGACGCUCUUUCACUGGAGCCUGCCUCCCUUGCCUGCGCUAUCUGUCUGUCCGCCUCGCCUGCCUGCGAGAAAAAGUGAUGCUGUCAUAGCCCCUCUGCGCCGCGGACAGAGAGGAGCCUCUUUCCCCUCCCGCACAAACCCCACCACCCUCCCUCCGGUUCUCCUCUGGCCGGCUUGUCGCGGCGGCAGUGCGGAUGUGGAGCCCGCAACGCAGCGCUCUUCACCCGUCGGCAAGCACCGGAGAAGAAGAUGAAAUGUUUUUCCCGUUACCUCCCGUACCUCUUCCGCCCGCCGAGCACCAUCCUGUCCUCCACAUGCCACACCGAAGCUGACAUUAUCUCAACGGUGGAGUUUAACCCAUCGGGGGAGCUGUUGGCCACCGGGGAUAAAGGAGGCAGAGUUGUCGUCUUCCAGCGGGAGCAGGAGAGUAAGAGCCAGCCCCAGCGCAGAGGGGAGUACAAUGUUUACAGCACAUUCCAGAGCCACGAGCCGGAGUUUGACUACCUGAAGAGUUUGGAGAUCGAGGAGAAGAUCAACAAGAUCAAAUGGCUUCCUCAGCAGAACGCCGCCUACUUCUUGCUCUCCACCAAUGACAAGACGGUGAAGCUGUGGAAGAUCAGUGAGAGAGACAAGCGUCCAGAGGGCUACAACCUGAAGGAUGAAGACGGACGGAUCCGAGACCCGUCGACCAUCACCUCGCUACGGGUGCCGGUGCUGCAGCCCAUGGACCUGAUGGUUGAGGCUACAGCGAAGCGUGUGUUCAGCAAUGCCCACACCUACCACAUCAACUCCAUCUCCGUCAACUCCGACUUCCAGACGUACAUCUCCACUGACGACCUCAGGGUCAACCUGUGGAACCUGGAGAUCACUGAUCGCAGCUUCAACAUUGUGGACAUCAAACCAGCCAACAUGGAGGAGCUGACGGAGGUGAUCACCUCAGCCGAGUUUCAUCCCCAGCACUGUCACACCUUUGCCUACAGCAGCAGCAAGGGCUCAAUACGCCUCUGUGACAUGAGACAGGCUGCACUCUGCGACACGCACUGCAAAUACUUUGAGGAGCCGGAGGAUCCUUCCACUCGCUCCUUUUUCUCUGAAAUCAUCUCGUCCAUCUCGGAUGUGAAGUUCAGCCACAACGGGCGCUAUCUGAUGACAAGGGACUACCUCACUGUCAAGGUGUGGGACCUUCAGAUGGAGAACAAGCCACUGGAGACGUACCAGGUUCACGACUAUUUACGGGGCAAACUUUGUUCUCUGUAUGAGAAUGACUGCAUCUUUGACAAGUUUGAGUGUGUCUGGAAUGGAACAGACAGUGUCAUAAUGACGGGUUCCUACAACAAUUUCUUUAGAAUGUUUGACCGGAACACCAAACGUGACGUCACACUGGAAGCGUCCAGAGAAAACAGCAAACCCAGAGCCAUUCUCAAGCCUCGCAAGGUAUGUGUGGGUGGGAAACGUCGUAAGGAUGAGAUCAGCGUGGACAGCUUAGACUUCAGCAAGAAGAUCCUUCACACCACGUGGCACCCGCACGAGAACAUCAUCGCUGUAGCCGCCACAAACAACCUCUACAUCUUCCAAGACAAGGUGAACUAAAGGGCGACCUGCCCCUCUGACCCCUGGCCGCCGCACACGUGAGGAAGGGGGGCUGCAGGGAGAGGUUGGGCUGGAGAAGGAGACAUGAAACCCUUCUCUACAUCCUUCUCCUCCUCUCCCUAUACGUCUUGUUGCUGCUGGUCUUUUAAUUCUUGCCACUCGGCUGAGGACGUGCAGAAUUGAGUAUCCAGUGAGAAAGUGGACAGAAUGGAUUAUGGGAAGUGGAACAAAUUGAUAUGACCUGGAUAAAACUAGUGGAAAAAGAUUCCUUCAAAUCGAGAAUGGACUUUUCAUUCUUCAAACUGAACUGUAAUUUUAUUUAUUUAGCCAUUCGGACACCCGGGGGAGUGAAUCCUGUGUAUUUAUGCAACAAGAGGAUGGCUGCAUGAAUAACAAGAUGUAGCAGCCCUCUGGACCCUGGAGAAAGGGGCUGAUGUGGUCACACUCAACGGAAAAUAGAGCACAUGGACAGAAACCAAGCUUACAUGAUGGUGGCUAACUCUCAUGUAGCAACAGUGCCCCCUCUCUUUCGGUCUGCUCCAGCUGCAGUGCAAGGUGUCGGACAGUGCAACCUGCUGCAGCUCCGACAGAUGAGGUAGAGACUGAGUUUUCCUCUGCCUGUGACACAACACAGUCUUUCGGGCACCGAUUCUGUGUCUCCCUGCUGAGACUGCUGUAGUCUGUAAUGUGAAUGAAGCCUUUCCAGGCCGUGUCAAUCGUUUUAUUUAAUGCUGUUGUUUUAUUUCGAGUCCCUCUCUCAGUCAGUGAGUCUGUUUAGAAGCUGUGGUGCCUUCUUUUGGUAUGUGGGGGUUCAAUGUCGAGGGCGCGGGAGGGGAGGGAGGGGAGGGAACUGAGUACAAGGCAGGAGUGUGAAUGUUUCAAAUGAAAUGUUAACUUAGAGAUGUUUCUUUUGUUUUUUCUUUUCUUUUCUCUCUCAUUCUAUCUCUCUUUACGAAUAAAAAUGAAAAAAAAGAAGAAGCUCCACUGAGGUCCCAAAGUGAAAAAAAGUGCUUGAUCGGCUUUGUGCUUGUGAGUUCAUAGGUGGACGCUGUGAUGUAUAGAAAGUCAUGUUGCUCUCACCACACAGCCGUCAGUCAGAUGUCCGUUAUCAGUUUGCAAGAAACGGGACAACUAUAAAAUUCCUGCUUGAGAAAGAGAAAAGAGUCGCCCAUCUAGUUUAUGUCGAUGGUGCAUAAAAUGAUCUGUAGAUGGUAAAACUAUAAACUUCUCACGUUACAAUAUUAUUGAAGGUUAACUUGUGAUUUCUUUGCAGAACAUAAUCCUGAAGGCCAACUCUUGAUCUUGUUUUUGCAUGUGUAACAUCUGAAUCCGAUGAUGCUGACAGCCUGCGUUUAGAUAUUAGAACAUCUACAGAUCAUCUGAGGCACUAUCAAUAUAUCCCUCGCUUUCUCAAGCCAAUUAAGUUUGUGGCCUUGCUUGUCCACAAGGACGUGAAACAGCAGCAGGUUGUGUUCCAGCAGUCGGUCCUCACUUGUCUCCAAUUUUGUGUUUACGAGCCAGAUCCCAUCGCAGGAAAGCAGUCAAAGGUCUAACUGAACUCUGUGAAAUCAGGGAAUUAUUAAGUGUGAUUCCUUUAAACAGUGAUGUCCUCUAGACAACCUCCUUUGUGACACUUCUAAUUGAAAACAAAAAAAAAACUUUUAUAGCUCAGAAUGUAUUGAAAUGCAAUUAAUUACCAUGCAGUCUUUAUGCUUACUGGACUUUCUUUGAAUAAAAAAAGAAUAAAGAUGUGCAAGUUCAAA